AUGGGUCAAGUCAAUUGGGGCGAUACCAUUAUGAACUUUGACAUUUGGGAUACUGCAGGACAAGAAAGGUUUCGAAGUAUACUUCCCCUCUAUUACCGACAAGCGGCGGCAGCCAUAGUUGUUUAUGACGUCACACAAAAGAAUACUUUUAUCAGAGCAAAAGAAUACUUAAGAGAACUGCGGGCUCAUACUAGUGAGCAUAUAGUUGUAGCGCUGGUUGCGAAUAAGGAAGAUCUUGCACAUAUUAGACAAGUAUCAUUCGAGGAAGGGGAAGAUUAUGCCAAUGAAAAUGGUUUCAUAUUUAUGGAAACAUCUGCCAAAACCGGAAAGAAUAUUAACAAAACCUUCUUAGCAAUUGCUAAGAAAUUGAUGGAGGAGGAACCUUCCGCUGAAGACUAUACAUCAGUGAACAUUGGGACAGAUACACUGGAUGUAAACCGCGAUAAAUGCUGCAGUCAUUGA
Saccoglossus kowalevskii is the source of this 462-nucleotide messenger RNA. Its product is annotated as ras-related protein Rab-5C-like. Lineage: Eukaryota; Metazoa; Hemichordata; Enteropneusta; Harrimaniidae. Gene Ontology annotation, molecular function: GTP binding; GTPase activity. The record is from RefSeq and is a predicted model, not a curated record.